Messenger RNA from Caenorhabditis remanei, 696 nucleotides. RefSeq lists its product as uncharacterized. Bases 1 to 696 code for a protein of 231 amino acids. Lineage: Eukaryota; Metazoa; Nematoda; Chromadorea; Rhabditida; Rhabditidae. The record is from RefSeq and is a predicted model, not a curated record. The transcript has a single exon.
AUGGAAGUCGUGGUUUUGUCUCUAGGAUACAAUGUUGAUAGUGAGCUCCCUGAAGAUGUCGAGCUUAGAUUCGGCUCAACUGUAACAGGGAAGGCAGAUGUUGUCGGAUUUCCAUGUAGGGAUGUUGUUGGUUGCUCUGAUACCGCAGAAGUUAAAGUAGUCGAUAAGUUUUCUUGGUUUUUUGUGGAGCCACCACCCGACGUGUCAACGGAUGAUGCUGUUGACUCUGAGGUUUGUCUACUUGGAGUUCCUGAACUUUCAGAUGCUCCGGUAGAUGUGAGGGAAGCCCUUGACGAGUGCGAGAAUCUAGACGUCGGUGUCACUUCUAGAACGCUUCUGGUUGUGUCUUCAGGAGAUAUCGUUGGUUGUGAGUUCCCAUCAGCUGUAACUGGAAAUCCUGAAGUUGACUCAGCGGUAGUCAGAGUUUCCACUGCAACGCUUCUGGCUGAGACUGCAGAAGGCAUUGUUGGUGCUGAGCUCCAGGGGUAUUCUGAAGACGUAGGAUUUCCUUGUGAGAAGGUCGAAAUUUUUGAGUACUCCGGUGAGGUUCCAGAGUUGAUCGUUGUCUGGAAAACAGCAUGUUCUCAGGAUCAAAAAGUUUUGGAAAAGGUGAUUAUGCCACCUAUUCUGCAAACUUGGCCAAUGAUUAGAUUUUGUUUUUUCUUGCGUAUAGAGUAUAGCCAUAAAUUUUCUUAG